Molecule: messenger RNA, 1998 nt
Organism: Mya arenaria
Lineage: Eukaryota; Metazoa; Mollusca; Bivalvia; Myida; Myidae
Product: prolyl 4-hydroxylase subunit alpha-1-like
Exons: 14
Coding region: 290-1936 (548 amino acids)
Biological process (GO): peptidyl-proline hydroxylation to 4-hydroxy-L-proline
Cellular component (GO): endoplasmic reticulum
Molecular function (GO): iron ion binding; L-ascorbic acid binding; procollagen-proline 4-dioxygenase activity
Source: RefSeq, a predicted model, not a curated record
UCCCGGUUGUAUUGUUUUCAAUGUUUUGUUCGUAUACACUACUUUUGGAUGAAAUUCAGACAUUCACUAUAUUUGUUUCUAAUUGAUAAAAUAAUACUUCACCAUAGUUAUGCUCAAAGUGUUAAAUGAAGUAUUCAGAUUUUUUCCGGAUUAUUAUAUAGCUAAUAUAGUGUUUUAUCAAAAUGAACUAAUUGCAUGAAUUUUAAGAAUUUAAAAAUCCUUUCUCAAAUUCUGUUUUAGGAGUUGAAUAUAACUUGCAAUUUUAUUUGCUCUUUUAUUUUCAUCGAUAAUGUAUCUUAACAUUUUGGAGGUGUUCCUUGCUUUUGUAACGUGCACGAAUGCCACGAUUUUCACGUCUGUUUGGCGGAUGCAAAAAGCGGCGGAAGUUGAAGCAAGCAUGCGCGAGGUACUAAGAAAUUACAUCAUGCAAAGUGACGCCAUACAGCUGCAAGUGCCGAACUCUAUCAGAAGCUUUUUGGACGAGUUGGACUCCCUUGUUGACCUCACAUCACGGGAAGAUUACCUUGAGAACCCCAUUGACGCCUUCGACUUCAUCCGCCGUAGGACUACGACCUGGAAGGAGGUGGAAACGAUCAUGAACUGUGACGAAUGUGAGCUUAACCCUCCCCGCAAGAAGUACCAUGAAGACAUGGAGAUGCUAAAGUCAAGAACGCAAGAGUUAAACGUUACUCAAGACGACGCCGAGCAUGCGGCCAUAGCUCUCGUCCGCCUAUGGAGGACAUAUCAUCUCAACCUAACAGAAUUAUUCAGUGGACGUAUUCUCAACACAACUACUCAACCAUUGGCAGCAGAAGACAUUCUUUUCAUAACAAAAACUCUAGACGAACGAGGCGACUUUUACGCAGAAAUAUCUUGGCUUGAGCAGUUAAUGGCGUCACUAAAGGAGGACGAAGACCUUUGUUCGGACACUGUCUUACGGAAAAGGGCUGUGAAUAUGCUGACGUCUGCGUAUACGAGGUAUGGUAUGCCAUGGAAGUCCGUUGACCUUCUUGCCAACGAAUUGCAAAAAGAAUACAGCAAAAGCGUAGAACGUGACCUGAAGUAUUAUUCUCUGAAAGUUCAAGAUGCCGAGAAGUCCUCUAAAAACAUUACUCUGCAAGACUCUUUAACUCCAAGAGUGAGCCAUAGCAUGACAUUAUGCAGAGGAGAAGGUAUCCGCGACGUGAGUGUAACAUCAAGGUUGUACUGUCUAUACAGGCAGGUAACCACGCCCUAUCACCGUGUCAAGGAGGAGAUUCUCAACUUUAAACCACGCCUUUCGCUCCUUUACAACGUGAUAUCUGACGAAGAAGUCGAACAGUUCAAAGAGCUUGCUGUCAUCAGGAUGAAAGAGUCGCUUGUCUCAUCGGCUAUGAGCAAAGGGCGAGAUGUACGAGUGAGUGAAACGGCGUGGAUGGCGGACACAGUGGAUCCUCUUAUCAAACGUCUCGGUAUGCGGAUACAGAUGAUAACAGGCCUUAACGUCAUGCAGCACUUGCCGCCGUGUGCCGACUCCGAGUCAUUCCAGGUUCUGAAUUAUGGAAUAGGUGGCAUGUACGUCGAUCAUCACGACUACCUUGAGACACCCCUGCUGUCUUUCGGCCCCCUUCCCGAAGAACAGAGUCAGGGUUACCCGCUACACGACCUCUUGUGUGGUGAAAGAACCGCUACAUGGAUAUACUAUCUAAGCGAUGUGCAAGCUGGAGGGAACACAAUUUUUACAUUGCUUAAUAUCACCGUUCCAGUUGUCAAGGGAGGCGCGGCGUUCUGGUACAACAUUGACCGAGCUGGAGUGCACGACCAUUGGACCGAACAUGCGGGAUGCCCAGUCCUUAUUGGGUCUAAAUGGAUAUCUAACAAGUGGAUUCGGGAGACCGGCCAGGUUUUAAAAAGAACUUGCGGCAAACACAUGGACGCUCUUGAUGGACCACUUUGAGAUAGCUUCUAGUGUUUUCACGGCUUUGUGUUGUUUUUUUAGAAGUUUUAAUAAAAAUAUAU